Molecule: messenger RNA, 3970 nt
Organism: Strongylocentrotus purpuratus (purple sea urchin)
Lineage: Eukaryota; Metazoa; Echinodermata; Echinoidea; Camarodonta; Strongylocentrotidae
Product: transmembrane emp24 domain-containing protein 1
Exons: 5
Coding region: 25-738 (237 amino acids)
Biological process (GO): endoplasmic reticulum to Golgi vesicle-mediated transport; Golgi organization; intracellular protein transport
Cellular component (GO): Golgi apparatus; endoplasmic reticulum-Golgi intermediate compartment; COPII-coated ER to Golgi transport vesicle
Source: RefSeq, a predicted model, not a curated record
CAAGACUAAAAAACAAAUCGUGUAAUGCGACCAUUGGCCGACAGUUUCCUGCCUAAAAUCUUACUCAAAAUGGAGAAUUUACGAUUAAUUCUGGGAUAUUUCAUAUUUUUGAUCGUGGCGGAACUUUCCUCAGGCAUCAUGCAUGAUCUAACUGUCAUAGUUCCUCCUGGAAGAAGAGAGUGUUUCCAUCAAACAAUGAAGACCGGUUUUAACUUGGAAUUCGAAUUUCAGGUAUUGGAAGGAGGAGAUUUAGAUAUCAACUUUAUUUUACGCUCACCAACCAAUAAAGCCCUGGCAACGGAGGCAAGAAAACAAGAUGGCAUCUAUUCUUUCAAUUUACAAGAAACAGGGGACUACCUCAUGUGUUUUGAUAACUCCUUCAGCAGAAUCUCAGAAAAGAUUGUAUAUUUUGACUUGGCCUUAGACUACGAAGACGAUGGAGAGUCGGACGUUCCAAAAUGGAUGGAUGCGGUCGCCAAUAGAAACGAAGAGGUGGAAAUAACCAUGGAGGAAAUACAAACCUCGCUGGACAUCGUCAGUGACAACAUGCGCAAGUCCCAGACCCACCAGCGACAGUGGCGCAACAUUGAGUUCCGCGACCGCUAUCUCUCCGAGCGCAACUUUGAGCGCGUUAACUUCUGGUCCCUCGUCAACACCAUCGUCAUGCUGGUCACCCUACUCAUACAGGUCAUCAUGAUCCGGAGCCUGUUUGGUAAUACAACCAAAGUGAGAACGUGAUCACCGUCUUACAUUCAAAAUGAGUUGAUAAUAUAAGCCUUGUUCAUACUUGGUUUAUUUAGCGAUUAGUUAGGAUUAAGAGCAGAUUUUUAUUUACAUGGGAGAUUAGGCCUACAAAAAAAAGAUGUUGUAUUGCCCUUUGCGACCAACCCCAAAAUAUUGAAAUCUAUGGUCGGCUUUUUACAAACAGAAACAAAUUACCGCUUUUUAGAGAAAAUGAAAAUUUUAAGCAUUCAAAACUGAGAAAUAUCAGCCAAAAGAGGGACAAAAAAAGAAAAAGAUUUUCAAUCGACCAACCCAUGUUUAGGCACCUGAAGGGCAAUACAACAUCUCUCUUUUUUUUAGGCCUUAUGAGCAGAUUUUUAUUUACAUGGGAUGUAUUUCCACGCCCAUGCUGCCCCCAGGUUCGUCUUGAUGACUAAUGCAUGUGUGAACAUGAUGGGAUGACAAUGGGUUAAAUCAUAUGUACAGUAUAGGUCAUGUUCAUACAUGGUGACUCCUGAGCAAUAAGCAAUUGGUUACCAGUAAUGUUUACUUUCAAUUAUUUGAGCGUUUCCUUGCCCAUGAUAUAAAUUACUGGAGACUUGUUUCGUCAGAGCCAGAAGGGCAGUAACUGUAUUUAUAAGGACAGGACCCUGUUUCACUAAACUUGCAUCAGUGACAGCUUUUGUUGAAAGCUAAUGAAAUCCUUGCUUCUGAUCGGUUAUCGGCAAGUUUUUCACUGAUUUGUUUCAUUGGAUAAAGGCUUUGUGAAACGGGUCUCUGGAGUUAACGCCUCUCUGGCUCUCAGUAGACGAUUUAAAAUGUUCCAAAAUGAAUUUCCUUAGCAUCCACCUAGGCCCUGUUUCACAAAACCUUUUAUCUAUAACAAAUGCUAAAUUUCUAUGAUAAAUUUACUCUCAGCCAAUCAGAUGCCUUGAUUUUAGUAGCUUAUAACAGUAGCCUGUAACUUGUUAUUGAUCACAAGUUUUAUGAAACAGGGCUCUGGUAGCAAGAAACAAUGUUAUACGAUAAUGACACUUAAUGAGUACUUAAUAUUGGUAAAUACUUAAUUUGAUUCUUGCAGUUUUUUCCUUGGAAGAAAAAAUUAUUACCCCAGAACUUAUUCAACAUUUGAGGGGGCGUGAUGGCUCAGUUUGUAGAGCAAUGGUCUCACUAGUGCCCUUUGGUAAGGCAUUAAUCCUCAUUACCAGGUCCCUCAGAGAGGACCUAAAGCCGUCUGUCCUCUGGUUGCUUUCUAACAAGCAUUUAUGCUUUCUUAGCAGUCAGGUAAAAUAACCACCACUACUAAUACUACAUUAUUUUAUUAAAAUAUACCAAAUUUUAUUGACUGGUUUACUCACCAUGAACUCUUAGAGUGAGAAUAAUUUAGUACAUAUAUAAUUUGUAUAUAUACAGUAUCUUCUUACGGAAUGUAUACCAAAUAUGAAUUUUCAAAUAUAAUUUGAUAUACUACUAUUUGAAAUAGUUUAUGAAAGGAACCUCAACAUGACGCUGAAGACCAAACAAAAUAGUCAGUCCCAUGUAUGUCUGUAUAUCGUUGUGACGUUUUGAAUAACGUUUUGAUUAUUUCUAUGGAUUGUACUGCUUUAAGAGAUUUAUGUAAAUUCUUUGUUAUACAUGUAAAACCAAUCAGUGCCUUGGAAAGGUUUGUUUACUUUACACUUGAUGCAGGUAACUGCAAAUAAUUAAACAAAAAAUGUUUUGGGGUAUUUUCUAUUACGCAUAGGUGAACGGCAAGUAGGAAUGAAACAAUUCUCUUCAUGCAACUAAGGUCUUAAGCGUAUAUAGUAAAAAUUGAUUUGAUUAUAACAUGGUUCUUGGGACCGAGGAAAUUAAUUUGUUAUAUCAGGGUUAAAAAACAGAAUAUAAAGAGCUGGGACCAGCAAAAUCACCUUGUUAUAACAGAGCUCUUUAUAAUGAGGUUCCACUGUAUAUACACUAUCUUUGUGUUAAAAGAUACAGGAUUGUUAAACUGGAAUGCUUAACUCUAAACAUCAUUACGAGAAGAAACAAAUUGAUGGUUAAUACCUGCAUCAUAUUUGAACGAACCUUAAAUAUAUAUAUAAAUUAAUGUACUCUUUGUUGUUAUACUAUCAGAAUGUUAUGUGCAGAUACAUUGUAUCAGUUUCCUUUUUUCAAAGAUGAUGACUUAUGGCACAACUAUUUUGUCAAAUUUACAAUAAUUUGUUCACUUUUGUCAAAUUGUUGUCAAAUAUACAAUAAUUUGUCAAAUUUUGUUCAAUUUUGUCAAAAUGUUGUCAAAUUUACAAUAACUCAAGCUUCCAGCUUACCUACUGUUAACUGUAAUAAUGUGGAUGAAUGCAUCUGAUUAGACAUUGUUUUUUCUUUUUAAUUUAGUGCUUCCUUUUACCGGUUGCCAAAUAAUUUUUAAUUAUAAUUUGUUAGUUUUGGGGGCCUCUGUUCACUCAUAAAAUUGUAGUAGGCAUAGAAGCCAAAUAAUAGCAUAUCCGUAAAUGAUGUGGUGUAAAUUGUUAAUUGACAAUUAGCUGAGUACUCAGGGGGUAGUGGGAGUUGUUUUUAUUUUUCUUAAAAAUUGUUUGGGCUAUGAUUUUUUCAGCUUAUAUACAUGUAGAUGGUGGUUUGGCUAAUUUAUUUCACUUUUCUUACUCUGUUGGUUAUUUUUCUAUUCCAUUUUGAUACAGCGGUCAGGGAAAAGUGAGUUUGUGUGUAUUUAUUACUGAAUAAGAACAUCGUUUGUCGAUCGUUACAGUAAUUUAAUGAAUUGUGUAUCUUACUUAUGAAAUCAUAAUUGCAGAACAAGGUUUUAUUCACAUAGUUGAAAAGAAAUUCGAAUUUCCCUUCAAGAAUUUUGUUGGUCAUAUAUGCGCCCUAAAAUUUAAUUAUAACACAGUUUUUUUACUGUACAACCCUGUAUGGAAAACAAAAAUUCUGUCAUCAAAAAUGAAGAAAAUAAAAGCUUAUGAAGCAGGUUUCAUUGUACUUCGUAUUUUCCUCAAAACAAUUCUCAUCAAUUAUUUUGUAUAGUUGAUCGCCUAGAACACGUUUUUAAAACGUCCCUUUUGCCUAUGUGGAAUUGCCUAUGUGGAAUAGCCUAUGUGGAAUUGCCCAUAGAUAGUGUAUGAGUACGGGAAUUUCAGCUUUGGAUUUAUGUAUUUGUAGCAACAAAAGAAGAGAAUAUCUGCACAAAGUGUUGAUAUUCAUAUGUACUUUGCUUUUCCUAAGAUUAAAUAUAUCUUAAGCUAUAAUA